Ichthyophthirius multifiliis is the source of this 240-nucleotide messenger RNA. RefSeq lists its product as hypothetical. Lineage: Eukaryota; Ciliophora; Oligohymenophorea; Hymenostomatida. The record is from RefSeq and is a predicted model, not a curated record. The transcript has 2 exons.
AUGUAUUAAUGGAACUUCAUGUUCUACAUGUACUAAUGUGCUUUAUGUGAAAAAUGUAAUGAUAAUUGCAAAACCUGUGAAAAUGGAAUAGUUGACAAUUAAUGCACUUCAUGUAAAAACUCUAUGGUUCUUUUAAAAACUAAGCAAUGUACCGAUGCCAAUGCCGAUGUAGAUGUAGAUGUCGAUGUCGAUGUCGAUGUAGAUGUAGAUGUCGAUGUAGAUGUUGAUGUAGAUUUCUGA